Molecule: messenger RNA, 916 nt
Organism: Physella acuta
Lineage: Eukaryota; Metazoa; Mollusca; Gastropoda; Physidae
Source: RefSeq, a predicted model, not a curated record
GCAGGAGGUGCUGUUUCAACUGGAGUAAUUCUCAUUCUGUAAGAAUGUGUUUACCAUACUCACCAGAUGUUCUCAAAGAUGGCCGACCCUGCUAUUUGGGCUACUGUCAGGGAGGAGAAUGUAAGCUGCAUCUUAUUACUACCUUUGACAGACUUCAUUCUUUCUUGCAAGCUCUGUCUGGGUUAAAUCUACGUGAAUUUUUGAAGUCAAAUACUGUUCUCCUUGUCAUAAUUGCUGUUUCUGUUUUAUGGAUUCCUGUUGCCUGCUGUUUUUAUCAAGCAGAUAAAAAACAAGGAAAGAAAUUAAUAAAGGAAAGCUGUGAGAAAACAUCAGUAAUAACAUUUAAAGACAGCUCUGAUGCAGCAUCCCCACACUCCUGGCUCAGCAGGUGUUGUAAUGUUUUAAGACAACGAGGGAAGGUUCACCCAACUACAGAAACUCAUUUGCCAAAGAUCAGAGGCCCGUUCAGAAGAAAUGCUUCACAGAAUUCAUCAAGAACUACAUCAUCCAUUGUAACAGCACCCAAUGUAAACACCAGUCAAAACCAGCAGAACAACUGUGUUGAUGUGACUAGACUUGACUAGAACAUUUUAUGAUAAAUGUGAUUUAAGUUAUUAAAAAAUGAAGAAGUUUUUGAACAAAAAAAGCUUGACCUGUUUGCUGAAAAAACACAUCAAAACAAGCACAGCCAUCAUAACAUCAAAAAGAUGGAAAAAAACCAUUGGUCAUAAAUGUCAUAUUAUUAUUUUUUGGAAUGUAUUUCUAAUGUCUUAUAUUGUCCUGUGUACACAAUUUUCCCUACACAUUACUAAGAUAAUUGUUUUUACCUCCCCUUUCUUAAAUUUAUAUUGUUGGGCUUACUCUAGUAGCCCACUUUUUUACUAUUUCUUUAUAUGAAUAUAGUUGUUUUUAUAUA